Stomoxys calcitrans (stable fly) is the source of this 2611-nucleotide messenger RNA. RefSeq lists its product as uncharacterized. Gene Ontology annotation, cellular component: membrane. NCBI's taxonomy places the organism in Eukaryota, Metazoa, Arthropoda, Insecta, Diptera, Muscidae. Gene Ontology annotation, molecular function: phosphatidylinositol bisphosphate binding. The transcript has 9 exons. The record is from RefSeq and is a predicted model, not a curated record. The coding region runs from base 43 to 2334 and encodes 763 amino acids.
AUUUUGAACAGUCAGUUUAUGUUUGAAUUUGUUUAACUAAAGAUGGAACUGAACAUUAUACCGCUGCCACAGGAAUUGCAAAAAAUUGCCAACGAAGAAUUAGGUGAAGUUACCGAAAGGAUAUAUGAAGAUUUGAAAAUGUUAAAAGAAUGGAUACAAAUGCAGCCACAUUUGAAAGCACGAAUAGAUGAUAGAUUUUUAUUGCAAUUCCUAAGGGGAAGUAAACACAGUUUGGAGAAGACCAAAGAUAAGCUGGAACAUUUCUACAGAUUGAGGGCUAAAUAUGCAGAUAUGCUGACUACAGUGGAUGUCGAUUCUUCGUUAUUUAGUGAUUAUGUUAAGACAAGAUCAUUCUCUCCUCUGCCCAUGCCCUUGAAUGGCAAUGGUCCCCGUAUUAUUUAUGCCAAUUAUAAUAUAGAUCCUCGCUCAUAUACCACCAAUCAAAUAUUACAAAUUGUGGUAACCUUUACGGAAUUACUACUGCUGAGUGAUCCCUAUGCCAGCAUUAAUGGCAUAUUGGCAAUUUUUGAUUUUGAGAAAUUCAGCACAGAUUUCAUUGCUAUGUUGACACCAAACGCUGUAAAGUGUCUAUUUCUGUUUAUAGAAAAAGCGAUGCCUGCUCGUUUUAGGGGUCUAUAUCUCAUUAAUAUUUCAAUACUUGCAGAUAAAAUCAUAAAAAUACUGUGGCCCUAUAUACCAGAGAAGGUUAAAAAUCGGGUCCAUGUUUAUUCCAACAUCGAUGAUAUGCAGGAACAAAUACCUAGGAAAUAUUUACCCAAGGACAUUGGCGGAGAAAAUGGUUCCAUAGAUAAGAUUAGCGCUGAAUAUUUGCAACUCUGGGAAGAAUAUCGCGACUAUUUCCGAGAUAAUUCUAACUAUGGUUUGGAAGAAAGUUUGCGUUUGGGUAAUAAAUGUGCAAAUGGGGCAGACUUGGGUAUUGGUGGUUCAUUUAGAGCGAUUAAUUUUACAUUCGCGGCCUUAAACAUGAUGCAAAUUAGACCGCUCCCAGAGGAAUUACAAAAAAUUGCCUGUGAGGAAUUGGGCGAAGUGCCUGAAAGAAUUCCCGAGGCUGUAAAUAUAGCAUGCGAUCCAUAUGCCUGUGUCAAUGGCAUAGUGGUGAUAUUCGAUUAUGCGGAAUUCAGCACAGAAUUUAUUCCUUUGUUUACUCCAAAUGCUGUAAGGAAUUUGUUUUUGUAUCUCGAGAAAGCCUUGCCUAUACGCUUAAAGAUUCUCUAUAACAUAAACAUGCCAGUACUCGCCGAAAGGGCAAUAAGAGCAUUGCUGUCAUUCUUACCAGAGAAACUCAAAAGUCGGAUUCACAUUCAAUCCAGUUUCGGUGAUAUGCAGGAUAACAUACCCAGGAAAUAUUAUCCCAUGAAUUUGUGGUUUAAAUUCGAUGUAUUGAACAUGGCAGAAAUUAGACCGCUGCCAGAGGAAUUACAAAAAAUUGCCAGAGAGGAAUUGGGUGAAGUGCCUGAAAGAAUUCCCGAAGAGUUGAAAACUCUAAAAACAUGGAUACAAAUGCAGCCGCACUUAAAGUGCUGCACCGACGAUCAAUUUCUAAUACAAUUCCUCAGAGGCUCAAAAUACAGCAUGGAGAAGGCCAAGGCAAAACUAGAUAAGUUCUAUAGCUUAAAAACCAAAUAUUCAGAUUUGUUAUCAACAGUCGAUGUGAAUUCAACACUGUUUUGUGAAUACUUAAAAGCAAGGUCAUUCUGUCCUCUGCCCAUACCCUUAAAUGAAAAUGGACCUCGCAUUAUCUAUAUUCGAUUUGGAAUUGACCCUCGCGUAUUUACCACUAAUAUGGUCAUUACAUCCAUUAUAACAUUCCUGGAACUUUUGCUGCUGAGCGAUCCAUAUGCCUGUGUCAAUGGCAUAGUGGUGAUGUACGACUAUACCAAAUUUAGAACCGAUUAUAUUCCUUUGUUUGCACCAACUGCAGUCAAGAAUUUAAUGUUGUUUAUCGAAAAAGCAUUUCCUGUACGCUUUAAGUGUCUCUAUGUAAUAAACAUGCCUGCGAUCGCCGAAAGGACUGUUAAUGCUUUGUUGCACUACAUACCAGAGAAGUUGAAAAGUCGGAUUCACGUUCAAUCCAGUUUUGACGAUAUGCAGAAUAACAUACCCAGGAAAUAUUUUCCCAUAAAUGUGGGUGGAGAAAACGGCUCACUGGAUAAUAUCGCUGAGAAGUAUUUGAAACUGUGGCAAGAAAAUCGGGAAUAUUUUAAACAAAGCAUUAACUACGGCACUGAUGAACGAUUACGUUUGGGUAAUAAAUCCUUAAAUGAUAGUGAAUUUGGGACUGGUGGUACGUUUAGAGCGAUCAAUGUUGAUUGAUCUAAAUAGUAUGUCGUAGUUUAUAUUUCGUUACAUACAGGGCUGUUCCGGUUUUUGAUUUGCAAAACGCAAAAAAUUGUUUGCCUAUAUUUUUUAAGUCUUCCUAUUUUAUGAUUUGAUAUCACUUGAGGUUCUUCUUAUUUUAUAGAAAUUUGACUAGAGUAUGAACUCUAACAUAACCAAGGCUAAGUACGAGGGUUGCCUAUUAUAUUUCGGAUUAAGAGAACAAAAACAAAUAUUAAUCAUUGGAAAUCGCUUUAUUGUUUUUCAAAAGAUU